UCUUCACUCCAAGUCUCCAACUCACUCACAAAAAAAAAAGAGAAAUCCAUUGCUACCAAAACAGAAAAGCAAUUCGAAUUCCGUCUUCACCUUGCCGAGAAUCUUCCGGAAACAAAUCCCAAAAAUGAAUCACCUGAACAGAGUUUGGAUGGCCGCCACCGUCGCCGUCGUACAGGCCCCCCACGCCGACCAGGGAACCAAAUGGAAAUCAGGCCUCCAGUCCCUCCACCACGGAAAGAGGCGCUUCUUCUCCGGAUCCGGCGAUGCCGCAGAUCUCCGCCCGCUUUCCAGCGCGGUCGUAUCCGAUCGGGCCGGAGUCGCGGGAAGCCGCGACGCGGACGAGAGCGUGAGGCAGAGCGACGAGUCAAUCAGACGAGUCAUGUACCUCAACUGCUGGGGCCAGGGGUGAAAAAGUCCGUUGCUGGAGGCGGCAGGGAGUUCCCGGCCGGAUGUGGAUCAAGACAGACUAUAUGUCGCCGCCGGGGCUUCAGUACCUAAUUUGAGUUGUGAGCUCAAAUAGAUCCGACGACGGCGACUCGAAGGAGGCGUUGACCCCAACUCGGAAAGUGAGUCGGCGACUCGCCGAGGGGUUGUGGAUGCGAAAAUUGUACAGGCUGAUAGAUCGAGUUGGUUCUGAAGUGUGUAUAUACUGAAUCAAGCUUUAGUAAAAAAGUUUUCGGGCAUUUCUCAUUUCAUCUUGGGAUUUGCCUUCGUAUGAUUCUUAUGCUUUUGAUCCGGAAUACGUUUUGCGAUCACAAUUCAAGAUUCGUCAGCUCAAAAAGCUCACGAGCCUUCCAUGGCUAGCAAAAAGAUACCCAGAGAACUGUGAAGCUCACAAGUUAUAACCCGAACAGCUUUUGGCCUUUUACUGAUUGCAACUUAAAGCAAGGAUAGCAAAGAACACAAACUACCAACAUCUGAUCUAUUUACGAGGACGGACAACGGAGCCGGAGUACUUCCAACUCGCUUGGGUUUUGGUUAUGUCCUAUCCUUACCUUACGCGCCGCUGUAAACAGGCAUCGGCGUUGAAUUUUCUGGAAGGUGUUGCUCGCAUGAAAAACUGUUUGUUGACCCGGUGAAGAUGAUUGAUUGGUAGCUGAUCAAGGCAGGAAGCUCGGGAUUAGUGUCAAAGUGAAAAUCAAAACAAAAUCCAAACAUACUAUUCUUUUGGGGGGUUUUUUUUAUUAUUAUUAUUUUUUUUUAGUGAAGCCGAUUGAGAAUUUAGACGACAGAAGUGUAGCGAUGGCAAGGAGACUGGAAGGGUGGGUAGAGGGUAGUGGCCGGUGGGUAUCCAAUACUCAUAUUCCUAUAUCAAAUACAAAUUAUAAUAAAAUAAAUAAAAAAAU
Linum trigynum is the source of this 1346-nucleotide messenger RNA. The record is from the annotation of a GenBank genome assembly. Lineage: Eukaryota; Viridiplantae; Streptophyta; Magnoliopsida; Malpighiales; Linaceae.